Molecule: messenger RNA, 5243 nt
Organism: Symsagittifera roscoffensis
Lineage: Eukaryota; Metazoa; Xenacoelomorpha; Acoela; Convolutidae
Product: coiled-coil domain-containing protein 180-like
Exons: 33
Coding region: 131-5035 (1634 amino acids)
Source: RefSeq, a predicted model, not a curated record
GAUAUGUGAUCGUGUGCGCAAUCAGCAUCAAUGUAGUUUUCUAUCCAUUCUAUUUUUUCCACACCUUUAGUAUAAAUUGAUUCUUCGAUCUAAUUAAGGAGAAAAAAAACAGAAAAAUAGAAGUUCAAAAAUGUCGGAAACUGUGGGUAUGAAGCCUAUUCAAAAUGGGCAAAUGUACCGACAAAUAUUCGAGGCUGAAGUUCAACUAGUGAACAGUUUAGCCACUUCAAAGGCGACUCGCCGACAGAAGAGACUAGAAAACGAGGAUGUUUCCAGAGUACAGGCUAAAAAACUAGAGGGGGACAAACCUGUGGUGAAUAAUGCAUUAGUGGGCAUGGAUGAGCGACAGAAGACAUGGGCGACAUCUAUGCCGAAUGACUGGAAGACCGAAAACCCUGUUUUGAAAAGGUACAAAAGUGUAGCUCAGCAGAAAAGAGUGAAGGGACAUAUGAUGUACAAAGACGAAGACGUGGUUGCGGCGUUGCCGGAUGUUGUGGCGCCGGUGUCUUUCGACCCCAACUCAGCUGGGCGGGCCAGGACUUUGGUGCUUGUGAACAAACUGACUGAGGGACGCAUGGAGAGACAUAGGGCUGCGUUUGAAGACAUGGAGCAGGAGGUUUCCUUAUUAGGAAAGGAGAUAGACGGUGAAAUGCAGAAGCGUUCACAAGAGACCAGUGAUUUCCUGGAACGACAACAGGACGAGAUUGAUCGCAUCAUGACUAGCAUUGACGACCAGGAGGUGCUGCAGAGUUUCGACAGUGGGGGUCUGUUCAAAGUGUGGGAGGCAGUGUUGGAGAUCUGUAAGUUCAGACAGGAGUCCAUCCGCAAACUGGACUGGGACUUGAAGCAGAUGGAAAAAAGGAGGAGGAGUCUCACUUUCGACAUCCUCAGAAAGUACUUCCUCAUAUUCGAGAGGAUCGCCCACUUGCUGCCCGCAGAUGUGCGCAAAUUGAUGGAAGUCGAGACACAAUCUUUGAACGAAGUGCUGAUGGAAAAUGAAGUUCGGCUCUCUGAGUUCAUCGGUCUAAUGGUCAAACACGAGUUCGAACUGGAACGAAGUCUGCGUGAGAACUGGACUGACAAGAGGAACUUCUGGCGCACCACCAAGCAGAACGUGCUCCUAGCCGAAUUCAAAGAGUACAUGAACUCAUCGGAAGUUACGAAACCUGAAAGUGCCUCUGCCAUUCUUGAAAAGUUUUACGAUGAGCAGGAGAUGCUGAAUAAUGCACGAAAAGAGUUGAUUGUAACUUUCAAGGAGACUUUUAUCCCCCCUAAGUCUCACAAGUCGAAUGUGUAUCAGUGGAACAGUGCCAUGGGACAGUUCUCCAAACAACUCCUGGCCAUUCAAGAGAAAUACAUGACCCUUCUGCAUACAGAGUACGAGCGAGUCUGUCAGAACUGCUUGGGCGAACUCCAAGUGCAUAAGAAGACGUUGAUUGAGUCGCAAGUGUGUGAUAAAAAAAGUGCUGCUGUGGUGAUGGAAAGAGACUUCCUUCCUCUAGUCGGCAAACAGCAGAGAGUGUUCGAACAGAUACUCGAAAACAUGGAUACGAGUCUGGAGGAUCAGAACAAGAAUCAAUUUGAGGAGGUGAAGAGUCUGUUCAAGUUCAGCCAGGGUCUGGCUCAUGUGUGGGACCAGCACGAGGCAGGACUGGCCCAGCAGGAGAGAACUAUGCAGACCAAUCUGGACGCCAAUCGAAUCAAAAACGAUCAAAUUAACCAGGAGCGUGAGGCCACUCUAGACAUGACAAUCGACAAACUUCGCCAAGAGACAUCAGAAGCGGGCCUGAAGGCCACUUUGAAACAAGUGAUGGACAUCCUGGAUCGAAUCCGAGCAGGCUAUGAUGAGUUCGCUCUGCAGCAGGAGAAGUUAGUGAAGAAGUAUCCCACAGGAGUCCAUCAGGAGUUCGACAAAUAUGACCAGAACUUGCUCAAGUUCUUCGGAAUAUCGCGCAAGAACCCAGCUGAUAAGAAGAAGCCGACAGCGGGAGCAGCCGACGCUGGCGGAAACAGUGCGAGACCCUCUAAAGCACCCAAAGAUAAAGAGGGAGCGACUACUGACCGGGACAAACAUCAUGGACAUCAAGAUACGACACGGUCAACCAAAACAAUGAAAGCUCUAGCGGGAGUGGAUGGGGCUAACAAGUCAACUGAGACUAAAGAACAGAAGAUGAAGAGAACUGUGAAAGAGAUCAUCCAGAUGUCAACUGGAGUCCAGUUCUUCGUCCUAUCUGUGGCCGGGUCAGACGGGGUCAUUGACACUCCUGAUGACUCAUCGAGUAGUCUGGAACAGUCAAAUAAGUCUAAAGGUAAAGGAAAGUUGGGUGAUUCGGGAGACGGAAUUGAGCUGACGGAAGACGACAUCUCUGAAUCGACUGUGGAGGCGAAAGACAAGGGGACGACUGGGGGUGCUGCCGACGAGCAACAGUUUCCCGAGGACUCGAAUGAGGAUCCGGAAGACGAGGAGGCGGACGGCACUACUGUUCAUCCUCAACGGAAUCACUUGAAUACGUGUGCACUGCCGAGGUCACACUUCCAAAAGGUGAAGCGCGAGAUGCGUCAUCACUUCCUGGAGCAGCUGGAAAAGUGGCGCAAGGAGUCUGACCAGAGGGCAAACAGCAUAGUGAGCGCCAAGACGAACGAGCUGAAGAAUGAGUUGCAGCUGAAGUUGCACCUGCAUGAACCCAGGGCCAAGAGGGCCGAGAUAGACAUUCACAAUGUCAGAGCCGCCGAGUUGGUGAUGCAUUCGGAAAGAGUAGACCGACACAUCAAAGGUGUGAAUCAGACUCUCAACGACUUGCGGAAAGAGUUUGUAGACAUGUCUUCCAAACACGACUCGUUCCACGACAACUUCAAGACUGCCAUUCAGGCUCUGGAAGCCGUGUUUGUCAAUGCUACCAAAUCUCAGAAACUACAGGAGAUCCAGACACAGCUGAAAAAGGAGAAGGGCUUGUACAUGGACCAGAUCCGGAGUGACCUGAGGAGCUUCCGGCAGAAGAUGGACGACACGAGCCAGAUGUUGCGGGAGGCCAACAGUCGCUUCAUCAAGGGAUUCAAGGUGUUUUCGGAGGGGGGCAAUUUCUGUGUGGAAGAGAUAGGAGAGUACAAGGGCCAGUUGGACCGAGUGAGUGGCCAGAUUGAACAGACCGAGGGGGUGAUCAUGGCCGAUCUGGAGAGUAUGGAGAGCAGCAGGAUGGACAAGGCUAACCAAGUCUGCUCCAACUUCGAAAACAAGUUCAAGCACCACAUGGCAGAUUUGACCUUCAUUGAGAAGUUGUCCCGAUGGCUGACCAACACCCAGGUGAAGAUUAAGACGGAGGCAUCAGAGAGCAACACUCAGAGCCAGACUCUGGCACUCCUUCUGAGCAAGAUAGAUCGGAAAAUAAACGCCAUCCAACAUCCAUCGCCGGAUAAAGAGAACCUCACUGCGAUCGACCUACAGGAGUGGCUAGUGACAGUGUUUGACACGUUCAAUGCCAGGGCAGAGUAUCUAAACUGUCUGAAGGUGCCAGUGACUCAGUCCCAAGCUGCUGGGAACCCCUCACAGCUGCAGCCUCAUCCGCAGUCGGGACUAGCGUCCAUGCCGACUAGUCUGAAAAGGAAGACUUCUAGGAUGCAGCAGAUGUCUACCUCGAAUCCGGGCAAAGUGGGUUUCUUCGAGAGUGGGACCAAGAAAAGCCAGGACGAAUCUACCAUGCGGCUGAUGAAAAACAUAUUCAAUGCUCAAAAGACAAAGUUAUCCCUCUACCAAGAAGCUUCCCUGGCAGAAUCAGGAGGGGGCAAAACUGGAGACGGGGGAGGGGGACUUGGGGAUGAGAAGUCACGUGCCACUCUGAGUCGGAGGAGCACCAACAUGAGUGACCAGUCGGCCAGUGGGUCGAAACAGAGGGUCUCCUCAGGGGGGCAGGGACUAACUGGCCGAACCUCCAAAUCAAAUCCUCUAAAAGGCACAACUUAUGUCAGUACUCGAAGAGGGAGCAAGGGGAUCCGGUUCGACAAGAAGUACCUGGUGUUCGGAGACAAGAGUCCCGAGGGAACCCACUUCCAGGCCAACAUCCAGCGCAUACUCCAGUACACCUUAGAAGGCAUGCUAGUCGUAUCAGAUUCUUACUACCGCAACAAAGGUCUCCGGGCCAUCACGCGACCCCAGGCCAUCCAGGACUCGUUUGACUCGUGUGCUGACGUCAUAGGCACGAAGCUGCAGAACUACCAGUCGCAGGCAGAGAACUUCUACAACAACACUUUGCAGGAGUUCCGACAGCAGAUCCGAGACCUGGAGGCGAAGGUGUCUCUGGUUCCCGAAUUGGUGAUCAAACAGUUUUUCCAAGAGCGAAUCGCAACUCUGAGAGAUACGAAACCCAGUCCGGAGUUGCUGGAGAAAAGUGAGCUACUAGCCAAGAAACGAUCGGAGUUCGAGGCUAAGCUGCACCCAGAGAUGGGCCAUCCGAAUAGAGUCGUGCAAUUGGGCCAGUUGGAUGGGGCUGAACAAGAGAGACACAAAGAGAUAGUGUCCACUAUAGACAUUUGCAACUCAGGCGUCAAUGAGCUGUUGAACAGACAGGCGAAGGCCUACUGUUCUGAUCUGGCCAAGCUAUCGGAACAGCUGUUGCUACAGUAUGACGGCCUCCUCCUCAUCGAAGAUGUCAAUAUGGGCAAUUUCGGCACCAAAGAGCUGAGCACUGAAGAAUUGAUCCGCCGGAAGGCGAAUGGCGAGUCGCUGGAGGAGCCGGUGGAGCAGCCAGUGGCGUCCAGAGGGAGGGGAAACUGGGAGGGCAUCCCACUUAACACACUAGCCACAUCUGAUUUAGACCCUAAUCUACAGGUGGUGAAGUCGGCGGUGGUGAGCACGAUGAAGUCAAGUGAUGUGCACAAGACAGUGGACAUCUUAAAGGACAAGUACUUCGAGCUGUUUGUGACGGAGUUCCAGAUGAAAGCGAAGAAGAGUGAGAAUCACUUUGAGCACGAGAGGAUCCAGGAGAGGCGGUGGAGCAACAACUGGACACAGUCGGUGGCCAAGAUCAAAGCACUCUACUGAAGACACGUUUUGACACCCCGCAACAUGAAAAACAUGCCCCCCUCGACUCGCACGGGAACCUGAAAAACAAUUAGUAGGAACCGCUGAGUCGAAAAGAGCGCAAAAAAUAAUCAAGCUAAAAUUUGGAUGAUUAGAAGUUACCUCCUCUGCAAAUUGAUAUCAAUAGUUCUACCGCAACCAUAUCAUGUAGACAUUUCAUAUCAUUCUA